UGGUUUUUUGUAUAUAGGCUCUCGCACGAAAUCAGUACUUUCUUGCCUUUUUCUGUUCUCUCUUGUCUACUUCUUUCUUAUCCUCUUCCUUUUUCCUUUUUCUUUUUAUUCCAUGACCACUUUAGAGAAACCGUCAAGCAAACGACAGCGAAGCAUGUCUCAAUCGUAUGUUCGCAUGCCACCUUCGUCCCCACCAAUGCCAUUAGUUUCAACGGAUGAUGUAAUUCAGCAACUGAUGGAAGAGACCGUCAAUUAUGAUGGCAUCGAUAACCCUUCUGCUUCGUCGUCGGCGGCAGUGAUAAUGGAAGGCGCUCUUUCUUCAGAGGUGGCGCAAUCACUGCAGUCCGUGAAACAGGUCUGUCUUGUUGCACUGGAUUCUUUGCUCCGCAAAAUGGUCAUUGAUUUACCCGAUCCCUCGGUUUCAACCACUCGGGAAACGAGACGAUUGUCGGACUCUUCCCUUCAACUUCAUCCUCACCAUCGUCUACUCGAUUCCAUCACCUACAAUACCACUCGGUUAACCUCGAUUUACACCGAUAAGAGCUCCGUUGCCAUGAAACGCAGUGAAUCCAUGCCAGCCAAUACCAUGUCCGACAUUCAACGUCUACUGGAUCAGCACCAGCCAUGGAUAGCCGAUGCCAACAACGAUUACAGUCUGUGCUGUGCUCUGGCCACUCUGCUUCGCGAUGUGUAUCGAAUGUUGGAACUCAGUCAAUUUACUCUGGACGAAGCAUCGCCCGCUUGUCCACCCCCGAACCUUGCCACCGAUCAUGUGUAUGUCCAGUUGCAACAAGAAGUCGCUCAAUUUCAACGUGACCGAGCCGCGGGGCUUGUGACCAUCGAAUCCAACGCUUCCGCUGAAAUUGCGAUGCUCUGGAACCAACUUGAACACCUCAUGAACGUCGUCAAUCAGCUUGUCCAAGAACGCCGUCAGUCGGACCUUCCUCCGCCCGCCUACACCACGGUUGCAACCGCUCCAGGCUUGAACGUGGGCACCUGCGAAAAAUCGCCACCCCGUUACAGCACCGUUCACGGCUGCGUUCUCGGGGAAAAAUCGCGCUACGACUUGGAUUAUCUGCUGACAGCCAUUGAUCGAUUAACCACCAUUGCCCCCCAGCUAAGCAACCAACGGGUGACCAUGACCCAGCGUCAAACCGAUGAAUUGGCCGCCGCCAGUUUUGGAAAAUCCUUGGAACGAUUAUCCCAGCGACGUAUGGACAAUCAGCGAGCAUCGUUGCCUCCAUUAUCUAAGCACGAUAUGCUGCGCGAUCUCCUUCGUCAAAUCUGCAAAUCCGCCUCCCGAACCUUUGACAACCAACGAGUGCACAUGGGAGCCGAUUUGCAACGAAAAUUGGACGUUGCUGCAUUGAGCCAUUUACUCGAUCGCAUUGAUCGCGGUCGACUUGUUAAUCAGGACUAUAUUUCCCCUGAAGAACGAUUGUUGCAAGACAUGACGAGUAUGUUGGACUUGCUGGAUAAGUCGCUGAACCGCCCUGGUUUUGCUGAACAACGGUACGAACUUUCGCCGCGGAAGGAACGCCAUCUCUUUAUCAACAGUUUAUGGAAAAAGGUCGAUCGAUUGGAAGCACGUCGUAUGUCCAGUCAGGAUGCCGCCCUUCCAAAGGGGCGAGGUCGUAGCACCACUACCCCGGUCUCCUUGAUGAAUAAUCCAGAAGCCAAAGCCGAGCUCGCUCAUUUGUUGGAUCAUCUCUGCAAAUCCACUUCGCACAUGGAUAAUCAGCGCGCUAGCUUCACUCCUUCUUCCACCACACUACUCUCCUCUCUUGUUUAA
This is a messenger RNA of Radiomyces spectabilis, 1792 nucleotides long. RefSeq lists its product as uncharacterized. The record is from RefSeq and is a predicted model, not a curated record. The coding region runs from base 113 to 1792 and encodes 559 amino acids. NCBI's taxonomy places the organism in Eukaryota, Fungi, Mucoromycota, Mucoromycetes, Mucorales, Radiomycetaceae. The transcript is spliced from 4 exons.